GAUUUCGGCUCUUUUGUUUCCUUUUCGAUUUGUUGCUCAAUUUUUCAAAUAGCAUUGUGUUUAACUGUUCAAAUCAUUAAUUGAUUUUUAUUUUUUACUGGUGCAAAACAGUAGUAUAUAUCUAUCAAUUUAUUAUAAAAAGUCUGAUCUGACAUGGCUGAAAUCAAACAAGAAACGCCUGUCGAACAGAUAGUAGAGACUAACACCGAUGAUCAAUCUGCAACAAACAAUAAAUCAUCGGCCGAAGUGAAAGAUAACAAUGCCGUUGAAGAUAAAAAAGAUGAUGCUAAAAAUGCCAGCACAAAUUCCAAUGCUAAUGGUGGUGAAUUGCAAGUAUCAAAAUUGUUUGUGGGUCGUUUGCCUUCCGGAACCAAAGAGAAUCAAUUGAAAGAGUUAUUUUCCACAUAUGGUCAAGUGACCCAUUGUGAUAUUGUCGGCAAAUAUGGCUUUGUGCACAUGAAAGACAAAGAAGAAGCUCGUGUGGCUAUGGAAAAAUUGAACAAUCAUAAUUUCAAUGGAUCAACCAUUUCUGUGCAGCUUUCUACUUCGACGGCCAAGAAAAGCAAGAGGAAACAAAAUCGAAAGAAAAAUUUCAGCAGUAAUCGUAAUAACCAAAAUGGAAACAACAAGCAGAAACAAAACAACAACAUGAAUAACAAAAAUCAGAAUAAUCGAAGAAACCAAAAUAAUAAUCGUUAUUCGAAUGGGAAUAAUCAAAUGAACAACAAUAAUCGUAUGCGUAAUCGUAACAGUGGUCGUUUUAAUCGUCCAAUGCGGAAUUAUUCGAUGAUGCCACCAGAACCGCCAAUGCAUCACUAUGGGCCACCACCACCACCAAUGAAUCAAUACCAAUCUUACCCACCACCACCACCACCACCUCAUCAUCAAUCACCGAUUAAUUAUUCAUCCUACUAUACACAGACUCCACCUGCCCCACAAGCUCCUAUGGGCAGCGGUGGUUUAGGAAAUGGUGGCCACUUACCAUCACCUAUGCCUCCUUCUCGUGAUAUGUACUAUGAUAAUAGACAAGCUAUGGGUGGUACUGGUAGUGGUCUUUACAACACUGGUCCAAUUGGAUCAAACGUACAACCAAUGUAUCAAUCACCAACACAGAAUUAUAGCCAAUAUAAUCAGAAUCGUAAUCAGAUGAAAAGUGGACUACAGCGUGGUGGUGCUACCGUUGGCAGUCCAAUGCCACCACAGCAACCACAAAUGUAUGGUAGCCCUCAAAUGGCUCCUCAGGUUGGUGGUUAUGGAUCUUAUGGUGGUGGUGUUGCCGGUGCUGGCCCAAUGAAUAACCCGAACAAAUAUGUCGGUUAUUAUUAAGUUCUAACAGUUUGUAUGUAUGUGUGUGCUAUCGAAUCUUCUAAUGACCUAUUAAUUUUUUAAUUUAUUCUACGACCACAACCACAUUCUCAUUUUAUAACAUUAUUAAUUCUUCAUGCAUUCAUUAUAUACGGACGAAUAUGAGUGAAGACUUUAGACAUUACAUUUGAAUGCUAUUUUUUUCUUGGAUUUAAAUGGUCACAAACACUUUGAUGAAGAAAGAAAAUCUCAUCGUCCUGUUCUUUUUUCGUUUAUCAAUUUUUCCUGUUAAUGAUGAUCAAGAAUUCUCACCAGUUCUUGAUUCACACAAUAACACACUUAAGGAAUUUAUAUUAGCAAAAUUACACAAGAAUAUUCUGAUUUUUAACUUAAUCGAAUAUUUUAAAAAUUUACAUGAAGAAAGUCAAGUCAAAAUCAAAGCUCAUUUAAUUUGUCACUUUCGUAUCAAUAUUAUCUCUCAUCUAUGGAUCAUUAUUAAUUUUUGUUUUCAUUCUCCAGAAUGCCGAAAAUUAUGGAGGAAGAAGUAUCAAUUACCUUUGAUUUAUAAAAAAUUAAUCAAUCCGAUUAAUUUUUUAUCGCUUCGGAUAUAUUCACUUCCCCUCCAUUAUUUCUUUAAAUUUGAUUCGAUUUGAUCACAUCUACAUUUGAACUUAAAGUUUAACCUCUACUAUUCUCCUUUUCUUUUUCCCUAUUCAAUGAUUAAUGAUAAGAAAUUUUCUCUCUCUAUCAUUUGUAAUUAACGGCAAACAUUUAAAGUAUUCUAGCUUAUAUUCUAAUGAUCCAUGAUGUAUGUUUGAUUCUUUCAUAUAUUCUUAAAUAUAAUAAAAGAGAUUUUCGAAAUGAA
Molecule: messenger RNA, 2170 nt
Organism: Dermatophagoides farinae (American house dust mite)
Lineage: Eukaryota; Metazoa; Arthropoda; Arachnida; Sarcoptiformes; Pyroglyphidae
Source: RefSeq, a predicted model, not a curated record